Molecule: messenger RNA, 1305 nt
Organism: Saccharomycopsis crataegensis
Lineage: Eukaryota; Fungi; Ascomycota; Saccharomycetes; Ascoideales; Saccharomycopsidaceae
Gene: UTR2
Product: chitin transglycosylase UTR2
Exons: 1
Coding region: 1-1305 (434 amino acids)
Biological process (GO): carbohydrate metabolic process
Molecular function (GO): hydrolase activity, hydrolyzing O-glycosyl compounds
Source: RefSeq, a predicted model, not a curated record
AUGCAUAUUCUAUCGUUGGUACUAUUGGUGGCCAGUGUUCUUAAAGUGAGCAGUGCUGCCAUUUCUUGUAACGCCACAAAUCCGUGUCCUAUCGAUACUCCAUGUUGUGAUCAGUACGGGCUAUGUGGGGUUGGCUCUUUCUGCCUUGCUGGUUGUAAUCCACUUUGGUCUUACAAUAUGCUGGCGUGCAUGCCACAACCAAUAUGCAAGAACUCCAAUACUUCUUUCACAAAAACAAACCAAUUCCUUUCGGAAGACGACUACUACGGUGAUGCUCUGCAAUCAGACUGGACUUAUCAAGGUACCAUUCUUGAGUACGAUGACUCCAUUAUCUUAGCCAUGACCGAAUCAGCAUCAUCUACCGUUGUUUCUUCGACAAGAUUUAUUUGGUAUGGUCACAUCGAUGCCAGAAUCAAAUCAUCGCACUUGGCCGGGGUUGUUACUGCUUUCAUUCUUUUCUCCAAUGUUCAGGAUGAAGUUGAUUACGAAAACGUUGGAGUAGAUCUUUACAAGUGGCAAACCAAUUACUAUUAUCAGGGUAUUCUUAACUGGACUCACUCUAAAAACAUUACUACCACCGAUUCAACAUUUGACAACUACCACGUUUUGGGGAUUGAUUGGACUGAAGACCGUCUUCAGUGGAUCGUUAAUGGAGAAGUCGGACGUACUCUCUACAAAAAUGAAACGUGGAAUGCAACCUCCCAAUCUUACUAUUAUCCACAAACCCCAUCCAGAAUCCAAAUUUCUUUAUGGGCCGGUGGUGCCUCUAAAGAUAUCGGUACGGUUGACUGGGCUGGUGGUGCCAUUGAUUGGUCGGCUCCUGAUUUAACUGAUCCUGGUUACUAUUAUGCUUUCAUCGAUUCUGCAAAUAUCACCUGUUACGAUCCACCUUCUGGAACUAAGCAAUCCGGUACUAACGCAUACAUUUAUACCGGUACUACCGGUAAUCAAAGUGACGUGGAAAUCACUGACGAUAAGACCUGGAUUGGCUCUACUAAUGCCACAGGUUUCAAUCCUCAGAAUAGUGGGAACACCAGUAAUAUAACACUUACAAAAUCAUCUGAUGGUUCCACCCCUACAGGUUUGGGUACCGGUGGACAUGCUGAUGGUGAUGAUGGUGAGGCGGAUAGCAAUAACGAUGGUACUACUUAUACCUACACUGGCUCAGGGUUUAUUCAAUUCGCGAGUAGCACUUCUUCUGCUUUCAAUGUGUCGAAUUUGGCGAGCGUGAGAGUGGACGCAAGUAACCUCUUUAAUGUUAUUUCGCUUGCAGCUGUUGUUAUUGCCACCAUGGUUUUGAUGUGA